Drosophila arizonae is the source of this 248-nucleotide messenger RNA. It is a transcript of the gene Dso1, whose product is annotated as Daisho1. The record is from RefSeq and is a predicted model, not a curated record. Lineage: Eukaryota; Metazoa; Arthropoda; Insecta; Diptera; Drosophilidae.
CUGGGCUGCAAUCAGUAUCAAUCGAAUACAGAAACAAAUCAAAUCCAAAGAUGAAAUUCCUCCAAGCAGCUGCCCUUCUCCUGGCCCUCAUCGGUGCCUUUGCCAGCGCAGAGCCUGUGCCCAAACCUGGCACUGUGCUCGUCCAGACCGACAACGUUCAAUACAUUCGCACGGGUUAAACUCUUCGAACACUUUAAACAAUGAAACUGAAUUGCCUCUAAAAAUAAAAUGAAAAUAUUAAAUUAAAC